Saccharomyces cerevisiae S288C is the source of this 882-nucleotide messenger RNA. RefSeq names its product Gep5p (gene GEP5). The transcript has a single exon. NCBI's taxonomy places the organism in Eukaryota, Fungi, Ascomycota, Saccharomycetes, Saccharomycetales, Saccharomycetaceae. The record is from RefSeq and is marked reviewed. Bases 1 to 882 code for a protein of 293 amino acids. Gene Ontology annotation, cellular component: mitochondrion. Gene Ontology annotation, biological process: mitochondrial tRNA 5'-end processing.
AUGGCGUCCCAGGUUAACGCCUUAUUACUGCCGGUCAUAGAGUCUACGCCGCUUCAUCAAAUAACCAAGGUAGCAUUGACGACCACACUCACAAGUAAACAAAGCGAUUACAAGUUCAAAGAAAUAGCCGUGCCGUUAACAAAAUCACUACAACUGUACGAGAAGGCGCAAAGAAGACAAGAUUUAAGGGCAAGCUUAAAAGCACUGGAGAGUAUCAUUUACCAAACGCACUUCCAAUGGAAUAACCCGCUCCCACGACAUGCGCAUCUCUUCCAAAAACACUACCACUUUCUACUGACUCACUGGCCAUUUGAGAACCACAGAGACUUGGUAGAUUCCAUCGCUGUAAACAAUGGGAAACUAAAUUCAACGUCUUCAAGGAGCGUCUGGCUGAAGGCGGAUUGGAUAACACUGUUUAACGUUAAAAACCCUUGGGUCCAAACGCCGCCAUCGUUAAUGCGUCUGAGUGGGACAGAUCUUGAUACCUUCACACCAGAGAGGAUAUUCCUGAUAAAUUCUCUUGGAAACCACUACAAAUUUUUAAUAGCGAACAGUCAUCUAAGCUACAAUCACAAAAAAUACCCCUCCCCUGGCGUGCAAAUUCCUGUCAGGAACGCUCUUGGCGAAGUUUCUCCGGCCAAACAAAUUGCCCAACUUUUCGCAAGACAGCUGUCUCAUAUUUACAAGAGCCUCUUCAUAGAAAACCCCCCGCUCUCUCCUGAGAACGAGCUGGCAUUGACUGCCGUCUUCUAUGACGAGACUGUAGAGCGACGCCUUAGAAGGCUCUAUAUGCGAGCUUGUGCAAGGGCAUAUACGACUACUAAUGCCGACUCCACCACGGAGCCUUUGAUGUUUCAUUGCACCCGGUGGGAAGUUGAUUAG